Molecule: messenger RNA, 876 nt
Organism: Papaver somniferum (opium poppy)
Lineage: Eukaryota; Viridiplantae; Streptophyta; Magnoliopsida; Ranunculales; Papaveraceae
Product: CASP-like protein 1E2
Exons: 2
Coding region: 135-728 (197 amino acids)
Source: RefSeq, a predicted model, not a curated record
CGACCCUUUUUUCUCUUCUAUUUAAAACCAUCCCUCUUCACAAUCAUUCUCUCACGUACUUGCAUAUCUCUUUCUCAAAAACAGUACAUUUCAAUAUAUCCCUAUCUUUCUUUUGUCUCUCAAACAGUUUCAACAUGGCUGAUCAGAGUGGAUACAAGAAUCCAGUAGAUGGAACACCAACAACAAAUGGAAGCAAUAGGGCUAACAAAAGGAGUGUUGCAACUUCUGAUUACGUUCUUAGGUUUCUAGCCUUUGCUACUACUUUGGUUGCUGUUAUAGUGAUGGCUGUUGGUAAACAAACUAAGAUUGUUCCGGUUACCCUUCUUCCUAAUCUACCACCGAUUAACGUCGAAGCUCAUGCUAAGUGGCAAUACAUGUCUGCUUUCGUAUUCUUCAUGGUGAUAAACAUUGCGGCUUGUGUUUACUCAGCUCUAUCUCUAAUCUUAGCUAUUGCAAACCGAUUCGGAUCAAAGGGAUUGGAUCUAGCAGUCAUUCUCCUCGACUUAAUCAUUUUAUCGCUUCUGUUCGCUGCAAACGGAGCUGCUGCUGCUGUUGGUGUUUUAGGUUACCAUGGGAACACACACACGCAGUGGAAAAAAGUGUGUAAUGUAUUUGAUAGUUAUUGUCACCAUGCAGCUGCAUCCAUCAUUUUGUCUUUGGUUGCUGCACUUAUGUUCGUGUUGUUAUUAGCUUUAGCUGCUUCCAGACUCCACAAGAGAUGUUUGUAGUUUGAUUUGAGGAAUUUGUAUAAUGGUAUGGGCUUGGUUUGAACAGUAUGCGGCGAUCAAUUGUAACGGUACAUUAAAUUUCUGUCAAUAUAUGUUCUAAACAGUGUAUUUUAUUUUCAAGGGCUCUAUUUUGAUUAAAUUAUUUUUA